UCGGCGCUCUGCUUGUGUGAAUGUGUGUGUGCGUGCGAGCGAGCGAGCGGAGUGUGCAGGGUUCGCAGGCGGCUCCGAUAGGCGUGCAGGUCUCCCUUUGCACAAUGGUCUUUGGAUCUUAGAGCGCUCCCGUUCAUCCGCUGCAAAAGGGGGGAGGGAUGGGGGGGUAAAGAAAGAAGAGAGAAUCUGCCCAUACGACGAGAGAGAGACAAGAACAGGAAUCCGGGCUGGGGAAUUAAAAAAGAAAGAGAGAGAGAGAGAAGCGGCAGUUCGAAUUAAGACAAGGGAAAAAGGAAAGUGGAAAACGGAUUCAGUUGGAUCUGCAAAAGACGUAGGGUUUUUUUCUUUUCUUUUCUUUUUUCUUUCUUCCUUUUUUUGGGGAAAAAGAUUACACUAUUCAUCAUCAUCAUCAUCAUCAUCCACGGUACAGCUCCACCACAGAAAGCAAAAUGUCAUCGUCGGGUAAAGACGGCAGCGGAGCGCAGCAUGCCCAGUAUGUGGGACCAUAUCGACUGGAGAAAACGUUGGGAAAAGGGCAGACAGGUCUGGUAAAGCUGGGAGUCCACUGUGUCACGUGUCAGAAAGUUGCAAUAAAGAUUGUGAAUCGGGAGAAACUGAGUGAGUCUGUGUUAAUGAAGGUUGAACGAGAGAUUGCCAUUCUGAAGCUUAUUGAACACCCUCACGUUUUAAAGUUGCACGACGUCUACGAAAAUAAGAAAUAUUUGUAUUUGGUACUAGAACAUGUUUCCGGAGGUGAACUCUUUGACUAUCUAGUAAAAAAAGGCAGGUUAACACCAAAGGAAGCCCGCAAGUUCUUUCGACAAAUCAUCUCUGCGUUAGAUUUUUGCCACAGUCAUUCAAUAUGUCACAGAGACUUGAAGCCAGAGAAUUUGUUGCUGGACGAGAAGAACAACAUCAGAAUAGCAGACUUCGGCAUGGCUUCUCUCCAGGUUGGGGACAGCUUGUUGGAAACCAGCUGUGGGUCCCCGCACUACGCCUGUCCUGAAGUUAUUCGGGGUGAAAAGUAUGAUGGAAGGAAAGCAGAUGUGUGGAGCUGCGGUGUUAUUCUAUUUGCACUUUUGGUGGGAGCUCUGCCGUUCGACGAUGACAACUUGAGAAAUUUAUUGGAAAAAGUGAAGCUCGGGGUGUUUCACAUGCCUCAUUUCAUCCCACCCGACUGUCAGAAUCUCCUCCGUGGCAUGAUAGAGGUGGAUGCCACGAAAAGACUCACGCUAGAACAAAUACAGAAACACACGUGGUACAUAGGGGGAAAGAAUGAACCUGAGCCAGAACAGCCAAUCCCAAGAAAAGUGGCCAUACGCUCCCUGCCUUCAGCUGACGACAUUGACCCCGAUGUUUUAGAGAGUAUGCACUCGUUGGGAUGCUUUCGUGACAAAAACAAACUCAUGAAGGACCUCCUCUCGGAAGAAGACAACCAAGAAAAGAUGAUUUACUUCCUCCUACUCGACAGAAAAGAACGGUAUCCAAGCCACGAAGAUGAAAAUCUUCCCCCUCGUAAUGAAAUCGAUCCACCACGAAAACGGGUAGACUCGCCGAUGCUUAACCGCCAUGGAAAGAGGAGGCCGGAGAGGAAGUCAAUGGAAGUGUUGAGUGUGACAGAUGGAGGAUCCCCGGUGCCAGCACGGCGUGCCAUUGAAAUGGCACAACACGGCCAGAGUAAGGCUGUGUUCAGUAAAAGCUUGGAUAUCUCAGAUGCCAAUCCCAAAUUCAACAAAGAAGAAAGCAGGUCCAGGUCCAUCAGCGGAGCGUCGUCAGGUCUUUCUACCAGCCCUCUUAGCAGUCCCAGGCCUAUCAGAAAGUUUUUUGUUCCUCCCCAGACACCUGACCUCACCUUCUCGCCCCGUUCUUCGCCAAACUCCCUAGAUCCUGAGCCCAAUCGGACUGCAGUCCAUUCGGCAAACAAUUCAUUGCAACCAAAGAUUGGCUCUCCGCAGCCCAACCCAAAGACUCAGACCCUUCCUGCCAAGACUAAAUUGUCUGAAAAGCCUCUCCAGUCAACCAGGUCCAACCCCCUCCCUGCCCCAACCUCUGCUCCCACCAGCCAGGAGUCAUCUGUCCCCUCCUCACCACAUCUGGCAACCCCAGCUAGGCAGGUGCGUCACCCCCUGAUGACUCCCCCUCAACUCUCAGUCCCCUGUGCCCAUAUCACACCCCUCUCUCCCAUCAGGCUGCACCAUCACCCUGUUACCGGUACUGAUCCAAACACCAAAUCUAUCCCCAUCAUACAGGUGACCCCUCACCCCUCCCCUAGGGGGAGCCCUCUCCCUACCCCCAAGGGAACGCCGGUGCACACGCCCAAGGAAAGCCCAGCCAGCACGCCUAACCCUACACCGCCCUCCAGCCCCUCCAUCGGCGGGAUGCCAUGGAGGACACGACUCAACUCUAUCAAGAACAGCUUCCUGGGAUCACCACGCUUCCACCGCAGGAAACUGCAAGUACCUACACAAGAGGAGAUGUCAAGCCUAACACCGGAGUCUUCCCCAGAACUUGCCAAAAAAUCCUGGUUUGGUAAUUUCAUCAACCUGGAGAAAGAGGAACAAAUUUUUGUGGUUAUUAAAGACAAGCCAUUGAGUUCAAUCAAAGCAGAUAUCGUCCAUGCCUUUCUUUCAAUUCCCAGCCUCAGUCACAGUGUCAUAUCACAAACGAGUUUCCGAGCAGAGUACAAAUCGACGGGAGGGCCCACGGUGUUUCAGAAACCUGUCAAAUUCCAAGUGGACAUCACCUACACAGAGGGCAAUGAGACACAAAAAGAGAACGGUAUCUACUCAGUCACCUUUACGCUGCUAUCAGGGCCCAGUCGUCGAUUCAAGAGGGUGGUAGAAACAAUCCAAGCUCAGUUGUUAAGUACGCAUGACCAGCCGUCAGUUCAACAGCUGUCUGACACCAUCCAAUGUAUGGAGCUGCUGACGGGCAAGCUUUUGAAAUGCGGCAGCCCAUUGAGUAACUUCUUUGACGUAAUUAAACAACUUUUUUCAGACGAGAAGAAUGGGCAGUUGGCCCAGCAGCCAGGUACGCCCUCCAAGCAUGGUGCAAACAGCAAGCGACAUGAGCCCGAUGCUAAUGACUUUGGCUCUCGAGGUGACUCUAAGUAUGCAGCAGGCAAAGACAAGGCAAAGAUGGCUGUGGCAUCUGUUGGGACACAUGAUCAACCGUAAAAUUAAAUGACACCAAAAUCCAACAGAUUGUAGCAGGCUAGUCCCUGGCACUAGUAAGGUGUAAAUACGAGCACUUCGCUACAUCGAGCAUUUUGUACGAUGGAAUGACUGUACAUAUAUGCUGUAUAGAGAGAGUGAGCGAGCGAGCGAGCGAGAAAGAGAGAGAGAGAUGUCAAUCAGACAGUUAACUGAAGCGCCGUGGCACAUAUCUUUACCGUGCCAUCGGCAGUUUUUCAUUUUUUUUUUUCUUUUUUUGUGCACCAUUUUUUCUUCUUCUGCUCAUUUUAUGAUGACAUGACUUGUUUCCACUCUACUGCCAGGAAUUGUCCAGAAAAGUUGUUAAACCCCCCAACCCCAGCUGUGUGGCCGUGUGGCUCCAGAUAAUUGUUGAUGGAAGGCCGUUUUCAAGUCAAGUAAGCAAAUCUAUGGAACCCGGCGAACCCAAAAUCUCCCCUUCCUGUCCCUCCCACUGUGUGACCGGAGAAGGCCCCCAAGCCAAGAAGACAGCCCUUCAGGCAACAGUUACCGCAGUGCAUUAUGGGAGGGGGGGGUGUUCAAAGAUGAAGAACACCUCCAGCUCGGAGCUAAAGAGGACCAGCAACACAGCAGACAGCUACCUUUCCUUCUGGAGACAACGGGAUUUGUGUCCAUGGACACUUUUAACAGACUUGAAUGCCAUUGCUGCAGAACAAUUACAAAUAUGGACCUCUGGGGGGGUUCACCAAAUGAAAGAUGCUGCAUGACAGCGCCCCCUGCUGUACAGACUCAGAAUUUGUUUUCUUCUGUAUAAAUUGUCGCGUAGUGACAUUUUGUUUAGCUGUAGGGAAGGUUGAAACAUUGUGUUGCCAGAUUUUGGAUCUUUCCAGUAUUAUUUAUUAUUUUGAGGUAUUCGAUAUUUUACAUUUGGUUCAGUUCAGUCGAUUGACUUGUUUAUUUAUUUUUCAUUUUUAACUCACCCCUUCCACAUGCUAAUUUUGUUUGACUGUGCAGUGUUGCAUCUCUACGAUGGAGACCGAUGUAUACUUUAGAUAUGAUUGUGGAUAUUUUUGUACAUUUUUUCCUGUUUCUUAAUUUAUUACGUCUUGGUUAUAUAUAUGAAAUCAGUUAGCAAAGAUUGUAUGUUAUGUAUAUUGUGUUAAGGCAACACUGGUUAAUUUAAACAAUAUGCUUUACAUUUCAUUUGAUUUCUCAGAGCUAUGUGAACAAUGACAGACAUUUCUUUCUUUCCCAGCUUCGAGGAAAAAAAAAUACUUGUAGUAUAUGUUAAAAGAAAUAAUAAUUUACAAGUACUUUAAGGAUGUAGACUAGCCUCAGUGUCUGGACUUGAUUAUCUUCUAUUAAUAUUUGUUAGUUUCAUAUCAUUGUGUGUGUACUGCAGGUUUAAAAAAUUGAAAGAAGAAAAAAUUUCUUUCUUUGUAAAUAUAUUUGGGCGAUGACCUUUAACCUUCCAGAAAAAAAGGGGAAUUCCUGUUCUUGGACUUUUAUCUCGUAUUACCGUGUGCAUGUCAGACAUGAGCUUUUCUUUGCAUGACGUUGCUGUAAUUGUUCCAUAUUGCUCUGUCUUCUUUCCCUUCACAGCUUUUCAUAGUUAUUAUUUAUUUAUUUAUUUCUUAUUUAUUUUUUCUUUCUGUCUCUCUUACUCUCUUAUUUCUUCCUCUUU
Messenger RNA from Polypterus senegalus (gray bichir), 4836 nucleotides. RefSeq names its product BR serine/threonine kinase 2b (gene brsk2b). Gene Ontology annotation, biological process: protein phosphorylation; microtubule cytoskeleton organization; intracellular signal transduction. Lineage: Eukaryota; Metazoa; Chordata; Cladistia; Polypteriformes; Polypteridae. Bases 450 to 3176 code for a protein of 908 amino acids. The transcript has 21 exons. Gene Ontology annotation, molecular function: ATP binding; protein serine/threonine kinase activity; tau-protein kinase activity. Gene Ontology annotation, cellular component: cytoplasm. The record is from RefSeq and is a predicted model, not a curated record.